Molecule: messenger RNA, 949 nt
Organism: Aquila chrysaetos chrysaetos
Lineage: Eukaryota; Metazoa; Chordata; Aves; Accipitriformes; Accipitridae
Gene: PRKCSH
Product: protein kinase C substrate 80K-H
Exons: 7
Coding region: 1-570 (189 amino acids)
Biological process (GO): N-glycan processing; liver development
Cellular component (GO): glucosidase II complex
Source: RefSeq, a predicted model, not a curated record
AUGUUUGGGUGCCCCCCCCGCAGCACCCUGAGGAGAAGGGUCCUGAGGAGCCCCCCCCCGGCACCUCCCUUCGAUGCUGCCACUCAGGCCCUGAUUGAUGCUGCCCAGCAGGCCCGCGAGGAGCUUGAAGAGGCUGAACGAGCCCUCAAGGAGGCUGAGGAGUCUAUCAGGGCCCUGGAACAGGAGCUGGCCUUCGACUUCGGCCCCCAGGGCGAGUUCUCCUACCUGUACAACCAGUGCUACGAGCUGGGCACCAGCGAGUACAUCUACCGCCUCUGCCCCUUCAAACGCGUCUCCCAGAAACCCAAACACGGCGGCGCCGAGACCAACCUGGGGACAUGGGGCGCCUGGGCCGGCCCCGAGCACGAUCGCUUCAGCGCCAUGAAGUACGAGCACGGGACGGGCUGCUGGCAGGGCCCCAACCGGGCCACCACGGUGAAGCUGUCCUGCGGGACGGAGACGGCGGUGACGGCCACCACGGAGCCCAGCCGCUGCGAGUACCUGAUGGAGCUGGUGACGCCCGCGGCGUGUCGCACGCCCCCCUCGCACGAGGACCACGACGAGCUCUGACCCCGGGUACCGCCGUCCACACGCACGCCCCCCCCCCCCCGCCUCGCACGAGGGGACACCCACCUCGCACGGGGAACCCCCCCCCCCCACCCCAGCUCGCACGAGGACUCCCCUCGCACGGCCGCAGUAUCCUGGCUGUGCCUCUGUUUUUCCGGGGGGGGGGGAACCGUUCCCUCAGGGGGACAAUCCCUGCUGCUCUUGUCCCCGGCGGGGCGGGGGGGGCUGACAGCAUGGUCCCUGCCUCGGUUUCCCUCACCCACAGCCCUGUGGGAGCUGCCAGGACCUCAAGGGACCACAACCCCCCUGCCAGGACCUUUAUGGGGGGGGGGGACGGGGACGACACACACAGGACGACACUGUGACUGAGCCGGGGGGGGGG